Molecule: messenger RNA, 2598 nt
Organism: Hevea brasiliensis (rubber tree)
Lineage: Eukaryota; Viridiplantae; Streptophyta; Magnoliopsida; Malpighiales; Euphorbiaceae
Exons: 15
Coding region: 164-2239 (691 amino acids)
Biological process (GO): recombinational repair
Molecular function (GO): ATP binding; ATP-dependent DNA damage sensor activity; damaged DNA binding
Source: RefSeq, a predicted model, not a curated record
CCUGCUUUUUUUAAUUGCAGGUGUUUGGACUUCGUCCCGACCGAUAACGAUUAUUUUCAUUUUGAACUUGGCGGGGUUUCCUCAAAACCCUAAACCCCUGCACCUCCUGCAACACUUUUUUUUUUUUUUUUUUUUCAUAUUAGGGUUUUACUACAUCCCUCUCAUGCAAAUCCUUGACAUGAAAGCCGUAAGGUCAUUCUGCACACACAAACACUUUUUCUUCUUAAACCCCACCAGAACCCUCAGGCCUUUCUCCCUGCAUCACCGUCAAUUCCAUCCCACCUCCCAUCGUUUCUGCGCCGGAGAGUCCGCUCUUGGUUCCCACUCCUCCAUAACCGACUCUGAUUCUGGCGAGACAAGGAAUGGUAAUGGUACUGAGAGUGCCCGUCAAGUUUGGAGUAUUUAUGGUUCAGUCUCGUCGAGCAUAAAUAAGGGCGAUGAGCAAGAAUUCAAGCCUGGAUUGUCAAAUUUCUCAACGGAAUUUGUGGGUACCGAUGUAGAGACGACUUAUGGGAGCGCAAGAAAGGGAAAUUUGAGUGAAGGGGACAGUGUUCAUUUGGACUUGGAGAGUUCUGACGAAGAAAUAAACAAUUUAUCGAAGGAAAACAUUUAUAGCGGUUUGAAGACAGAGAAAUUGAGUGAUAGAGACAAAAUCCGGAUGGGGUUAGUGCAUUAUAGUCAUGAAAAUGAGGAUUUUCUGAACGAAAAGAGGUAUGGGGGUUUGAAGAAGACCGAUUUGCUCAAGGAAGUGGGAGCUGGGAAGAUAGUUGGGAGUAGAAAGAAGGGAAAGAGUAAAAUUAUUUAUGUUUGCGAGAAUUGUGGGUAUGAAGAUGGGCAAUGGUGGGGAAUCUGUCGAGAAUGUCGCCUGGCAGGAACAAUGAAGCAGUUUAUAGAAAGGGAUGUUGGGAGUGCGGGUAAAGUAAGUGGGAUGGGGGUUUCUGAAAAUGCAGUGCGGUCUUGGCUACCACAGAAAGUUGGUGACGCACAACCGUUGAAGUUGAAAGAUGUGAACCAGAAGAUGGAUCAGUUGAAUUGGAGGAUUCCUUUGCCUGGACUCUUUGGAAGUGAAGUUGCUAGGGUACUUGGUGGUGGUCUUGUUCCAGGUUCUUUGAUUUUGGUUGGUGGUGAUCCUGGGGUUGGCAAGAGCACCCUAUUAUUGCAGAUUGCUGCAAUAAUUGCUGAAGGACAAGACAUAGGCAAACAAACUCCAGUUGUGUAUGUCUCUGGAGAAGAGAGUAUUGAGCAAAUUGUUAACAGGGCCGACCGCAUAAGGAUUGGAGUGGAGGAAAUAUUUUUGUAUUCAAGUACUGAUAUUGAGGACAUAUUAGGGAAAAUUCAGCCUCUAUUCCCCCGUGCUCUAAUUAUUGAUUCAAUUCAAACAGUUUAUAUACAAGGAGUCACUGGAAGUGCUGGAGGAUUGUCUCAGGUUAAGGAAUGCACAUCAGCUUUGCUGCGUUUUGCCAAGAAGACAAAAAUACCAGUUCUUUUGAUUGGACACGUGACCAAAUCUGGAGAUAUAGCAGGGCCUCGGGUCUUGGAGCACAUCGUUGAUGUUGUUUUAUAUUUGGAAGGUGAGAAGCAUUCAACUCAUCGCUUACUUCGGCCUGUGAAGAAUCGCUUUGGAUCCACUGAUGAGCUUGGAGUAUUUGAAAUGUCACAAUCAGGUCUGCAAGCUGUUUCAAAUCCAAGUGAGAUAUUCUUAAGUGAGCAGUACUUGGGUUCAGAGAUUUUAGUUGGGCUAGCUGUUGCAGUAAUAAUGGAUGGAUCUCGAAGUUUCCUUCUUGAAAUUCAGGCUUUAUGUGCCACUGGUUCAUCAGUUUCAAGGCAUGUUAAUGGGGUACAAGCUAGCAGAGCUGACAUGAUUAUAUCAGUUCUUAAGAAGCAAGCUGGUUUAAUGCUCCAAGAGAACAGUAUCUUUUUAAAUGUUGUUAGUGGAGUGACAUUGACUGAGACUGCUGGAGAUCUUGCAAUAGCAGCUGCAAUUUGCAGUAGUUUCUUGGAGUUCCCUAUUCCCAAUAACGUUGCAUUUAUUGGAGAAAUUGGCCUUGGUGGUGAGCUACGCACGGUACCUAGAAUGGAGAAAAGAGUAAAUACAGUGGCCAAACUGGGAUACAAAAUGUGUAUUGUUCCCAAAUCAGCUGAAAAAUAUCUAUCAACUGUAGGUUUUGAGGGGCUAAAAGUCAUCGGCUGUUCUAAUCUGAGACAAGUCAUUGACACUGUUUUCACGAGACAAAAUUGAAGUUGGGAGUAUUUUGCAAGAUGGACAGGGAACAGGACAUUCUAAUGCCUUGUAUAUAUGAUUUUGUUUAUCAUCCGUCAUCUGAAAAAGCGAAUCAAGUAUUUGCCCUUUGAUGUAGAUCUAGUAGCUUUUCCCGUUGCUGGUGUUCCCCUGUGGUAUAUGAUUCAGGGAGACUAGCGUUGCAAUUUUCAUUUGUAAUUUUCUUCAGAAAGGCAUGAAAGAGGGCAAUCAGGCAUGUUAAAAUACAAGAUCGAGAUGGUCUUAGAGAUCAUACAAGUGUUCGUCUGAUGUAAUUUAUUUGAGUUACUUGCGUACUGAUAAUAGAAAUCUUAUAUAAAUUAUGUAAAUUUCAUUGAUAA